AUGCAUCUACCAGAAGGCGAGCAUACGGUGCGAUUCAGUGGUGUUCCGGACGAGCAUGUGAAGGCGGUUCAGAACAACGGCGAGAUCCACAGUCCGGAGCAUGCCAACAGUGGCGACGAGACAGCCCGUAUCAACAAACAAGCCGCCAAAGCAAAUGAGAUUCCGAUACCGCUUCCCAGGGAGUUGUCGUCGGAUGCCGUGCUGGAUACAGUUCUGGCUGCCUGGGCAAUACUUGUAGAACGCUACCAGCGUGAUGUCUUUUCCCAGUUUACGUGGGGAAUCAAGGGCGGAGGUGGCGACAGUACUCAGUGUCUGGCCGCUUUCAAUCUCGACUGGCGGAGCCACAAGACUGCUUCGGGUCUAAAGACCAAGAUUCAAGAGCAGAGACUCAACAACUUGUCGUUGGGACAAGGUACCCUCUUUUUCAACGACGGCACCCUUGAAGAGUGGACCUUUGAGACUUCGCUCACACUCCAGGACGGCUCCUUGUAUGCCACAUCGACAUGGCAGACAUCGAACAUGUCCCGACACCAAGCCGUGUCGCAGCUGCACUAUUUUGCUUCAAUUCUUGAUACCCUCUUUAGCGACCCUGAUCGCCCCCUUGUAGAUUUCCAUUCCGUUUCCGAAGAUGAGCUUGAUGAAUUGUGGAGCUGGAACACGCCCCUGCAUCCAGAACUGAGGUUUUGCAUGCAUGAGAAAGUCUCCGAGAAGGCUGCGGCGAAUCCGGACAAGAUUGCCAUUGAAGCAUGGGAUGGGAGUCUGACAUAUCGUCAAGUGGAAGACUACUCGAACGAUUUGGCGCAGACGCUGCGGUUACUGGAUGAUUCUCCCAACCGAAUCAUUCCGGUGCUGUUUGAAAAGUCGAGAUGGACCACGGUAGCGGUGCUCGCAGUCAUGAAGGCAGGUGCAUGCUUUGCGCUGCUUGACCCGGCACAACCAGAAGGUCGACUACGCGCCGUCGUGCAACAAGUCAAUGCAAAACUCUUCCUCUCCUCCGAAGCGCAGUCUACACUUGCUGCGCGAGUCGGACCAUCUGCCGACAUCAUUCCCGUUUCCGAAAAGAAGUUUGACAAGGUCUACUCCCCCUGGGUAGCCGCAAAGCCUGCGACUUCGCUUCCGCCAGUAUCACCAGACCAGCCUCUCUACAUUCAAUUCACCAGCGGCAGUACUGGUGUUCCCAAAGGAUGCAUCAUUACGCACAGCCAGUACACGUCUGGUGCGAUACCACGAGCCGCAGCAGUGGGCUACCACGAGCAUUCUCGUGUCCUCGACUUUGCAAGCUAUGCCUUUGAUGUUUGCAUUGAUUCGAUGCUUUGCACCCUUGGACAUGGAGGUACGCUUUGCACGCCUUCUGAAGAGCGACGAAUGAAUGACAUGAGCGGUGCGAUGCGCGACAUGCGCGUCACCUUUGCCGGUAUGACUCCUUCAGUCGCUCGGACCCUGGAAGUGGAUAUUCUGGACAAUCUAGAAUCCAUCGCGCUCGGUGGUGAAGGCGUUUCCACGAGCGAUGCUAUGUCGUGGGGUCAACGGACGCGAGUCGUCAAUGCCUAUGGGCCUUCGGAAGCCACAGUUGGCGCUACUAUCAACGACAAUGUCGCCGCAAAGUCGUACAUCACCAUGGGAAAGCGCAUGGGAUGUUCUAUCUGGUUGACUGAGCCUGAAGACCACAACCGUCUCGUACCAGUGGGUGCAGUUGGUGAGCUUCUCAUCGAAGGCCCCAUUGUUGGCAACGGUUACCUCAACAACCCUGCAAAGACAAAGGAGGUCUUCAUCGAGGACCCUGAUUUCCUCGUCAAGGGUAGCAAGCGCUAUCCUGGCCGACGCGGCCGCAUCUACAAGACUGGUGAUUUGGUACGCUUCGACCCCGACGGCAACGGCGAGCCCAUCUUCGUUGGACGACAGGACCAGCAAGUCAAGCUCCGCGGCCAACGCAUCGAGCUGGCUGAGAUUGAGUUCAACAUGCAGAAGCAUCUUCCUGCUGAUACUCAGCUUGCAGUCGAAGUCAUCAAGCCGGGCGGUAGCGGCGAGCAGACUUUGGUCGCUUUUGUGGUGGAGCAAAAGAAGAAUGGCAUGCGCCAUUUGGACGGCAACGUCUUUGGCAGCUUCACCAACAAUUUCCAGGCUGCACUCAAGGCCAUGACCACACAGCUUUUGGCCGACCUUCCCAGCUACAUGGUACCCAGUGCUUACAUCCCGCUUUGGAAGAUGCCACUGCUCGUGUCGUGCAAGACCGAUCGCAAGCGCCUUCGCGAGAUUGGAACUUCUGUAACUCGUCAAGAUCUCAGGCGCUUCAACUCGACAAUGACUGAGAAGAAGGAGGCGACUACCGAAAUGGAGCUCAAGCUCAGGGGUCUCUGGGCAAAACUUCUCGGCGGGGACGACGAUUUCAGUGCCAAUGACAACUUCUUCAGCAUGGGUGGCGAUUCACUCCGGGCCAUGAGACUAGUCGCUAUUGCGAGAGAAGAAGGGUUGGUGCUCAAUGUACCCGACAUCAUGCUUAACCCGACCCUAUCGGCUAUGGCUACCAAGGCCAAGCUCUUGUCCGGGGAACAGAGUUUGGACGCACCACCCUUCUCCAUGGUUGGACAGGAUUGGGAUGCCAAUUCUGCUCGAAUCGAAGGAGCUCAACUCUGUGGCGUUGAUCCUGCACAAGUCGAGGAUGUAUAUCCUUGCACACCGCUUCAGGAAGGUCUCAUGGCUCUCUCGGCCAAGUUCCGGGAUGCCUAUGUUGCGCAGCGAGUCGCAACACUACCAUUCCAGAGGGGUCUACAGCUUAAGAAGGCGUUUGAUGUUGCCCUCCGAACAACCCCGAUUAUGCGAACUCGCAUUGUCAACGUGACUGGUCGCGGCUUGUACCAAGUUGUGCUCCACGAUGGACAGCUUCUACGAGAGCAUGGAGGUAGUGUUGCUGAAUAUCUGAAGCUUGACCGUCAAGAGCCCAUGGAUCUUGGCACAGCGCUCUUUCGCUAUGGCAUAGUGGAGGAUCCUGCCAUUGACAAGUGCCACCUCAUUAUCACCAUGCAUCAUGCUGUUUACGAUGGAUGGUCGAUGCCUCUCGUGUAUGAGCGCGUCAAUCGCGCUUUUGAAGGUCUCGAAACUACAAGACCCACGGAGUUCAGGCACUUCAUCAAACACCUCACCAGUCUGGAUCCUGCUGAAGCUCAGAACUACUGGAGAGAGCGACUGCAAGGAGCGAGUCCGUACCAAUUCCCUCCUUUGCCUGAAAAGGGCUACGUUACCCAGGCAAAUUCGCUGCUCGAGCACUACGUCACUGUACCAACUUCUGCACACUCGAAGCUCACUUUGGCAACAAUCAUCCGUGGUGCCUGGGCUCUUGUAUCAUCCUUGUACAUGGGCCACCCAGAUAUCGUAUUUGGUGAAACACUUACGGGCCGCUCAGCACCAGUGCCCGGCAUCGAGGAUAUUGAGGGGCCAAUGAUUACCACAGUGCCCAUUCGUGUCCGACUUGCUCUUGAUCGACCCAUUUCCGAGUACCUGCAAACUGUCCAUGCGCAGACGGUUCAGCAGAUUCCCCACGAGCACUUGGGUCUUCAAAACAUUCGCCGGCUGAGUAAAGACGCUCGUGUCGCUUGUGACUUGCGCACCGGUCUCGUCUUGCAUCCCAAGGAAGAGGAGGGCUGGAAUAUAGUCGACGAAAGCCAUCCCGCAAACAAUUUACUCCCUGCUGACGACUCCGACGCUGCGCGCGAAGCUCUCAAGUUCAACACGUAUGCACUCAUGUUGGUGUGUACGCUGGAUGAGAAUGGCUUCUUGAUCAUGGCCAGCUUUGACAACAAUUGCAUCAGCAAGGCUGCUAUGGAGAAGGUCCUCGUCGUCUUGAACCGCAUUGUGCUUGCCUUUUUGGGUAACCCCGAGAGCAAGCUGGGCGAUGUCGCCAUUCUCGAUCCAGAAGAAGAGCGCGACGCUGAAGCACUGAGGCCAAGGGAUGUCAUGAGUGAUAGCGCCAUUGCCAUGCCACGGACUCCCAGUCCCGAACGUCAAGACGCUGGCACUUCACCAAACCAAGAAAAGCUUAAAGCUCUCUUGAGCCGUAUCCUGGGUAUGCCAACUGAAGACAUCAAUGGCAGCGACAGCUUCUUUGAACUCGGUGGCGAUUCCAUCAGCGCCAUGCGUCUAGUCUCUGAUGCUCGCGCCCAAGGCCUGAAGCUCACGGUUGCCCAAGUCUUCCAGAGCAAGUCUUUAGCCGAACUCGCAUCAUUGGCAGGCAAUGCCACAGAGGAAAAACUUGUAGAGCUUUUGAGUCGCAUUCUCGGCAUGCCCAAGAAUGAUAUCAAGGCCAGUGAAAGCUUCUUUGAGAUUGGCGGUGACUCGAUUGGAGCUAUGCGGCUUGUUUCGGAAGCGCGCGCACAAGGCAUCGACAUUACAGUUGGUCAGGUCUUUGGAAGCUCGUCACUUGCUGAGCUGGCCACGUCUGCUCAGGAGAUGGCGGAUGUGUCGCAAUCAACGGUCGUCUCCAACAAGCCGUAUGCUUCGCUAGGCAAGGAAGCGUCGUUCUACACGCCCGACCGCAUCGGAGCCUACUUGGAAAACUUCGAGUGGGAAUUCAUCGACGCCGAUAUUCAAGCGCCCAAGGACUAUGGCUCAUCGUUUGUAUCCUUCACCCUCUUCACCAGCCUCUCCGGUACCUCCACCCUCUCGUUCCGCAUCUCGCAUGCCCAAUACGACGAGAUGUGUCUCCCAAUUCUUUUUGCUCAACUCUCAGCCCUCUACUCCGACACCCCAGUCCCAGAAACCCUCCCCUUUACCACGCACGUAAACCACGUGGUGCUCGAUAAUAUCCCCAAAGCAGUCCCCUACUGGACGGACCUGCUCUCUGGCUCUCAAAUGACCGUCCUCAAACCCACCAUCCCACUGACUCACCGCCGCCCGACUGACGUCUACAUGGAAUUCGACAUUUCUUCUCGCCCAUCCAACAUCACCAUCGGCUCUCUCCCCACCGCCGCCUGGGCCAUCGUCCUCGCACGCCGCCUCAACCUACGCGACGUCGUCUUCGGCGAAGUAGUAUCCGGCCGCAAUCUAGGCGCCCCCAACGCCGACCGCAUCUUCGGUCCAACAUGGCAAUACAUACCCUUCCGCGUGCCCUUCAGCUCUACGUGGACGUAUCUCGACCUCCUCAACUACGUGCAGACACAGCACGUCGCUUCUGCAGCCUACGAGUCCAUGGGCUUCGACGAGAUCGUACAGAACUGCACGGAUUGGAACAAGGACGAGACCAAGUGGUUUGAUACCGUGGUGCAUCAGGCGCCGGCCUGGGUCGAGGAGUUACCGUUUGGUGAAGUCGAGGCCAAGUUCCAGACGCUGUAUCCGCAUGGGGAGCCGCUGCGCGAGUGGAAGUGUCAGGCUUUUGUGAAAGAGGGAGGUAAGAGGCUGGGUAUUGAGAUUGUAACGUUUGAGGAGUGGAGGGGUGUUGCGGAGGGGGUGUUGAAGGAGGUUGGAGAGGCUUUGGCAGCGUUGCAGGGGGAGGGUGUUGGGGACAAGAUAUUUGCUGAGGAGGUUGCUGUGUAG
Molecule: messenger RNA, 5526 nt
Organism: Pyrenophora tritici-repentis Pt-1C-BFP
Lineage: Eukaryota; Fungi; Ascomycota; Dothideomycetes; Pleosporales; Pleosporaceae
Source: RefSeq, a predicted model, not a curated record